CGCGGGAAAAGAGGCGUGUGGGAAGAGAGGCGCAGAGUCUUCUGGGAAGUGUAGUUCGGGCCGCGCAGCGAUGGCUUCAUGGUGGGAGUUGAGGUUCUGGGAAGCUGCAGAGGCCUGAAAAGAGGUUGCAACAGUGACUUUAAAUGUCUAUAUCUCAGCACAGGAAACAUCUGCUUAGUGAGUGAUUUACCCAUUUAGGACCUGGCUAGAUCCUGUGGAUAAUCCUGUGAAUUGCUGAGACUCAACAGCUGAAGUUUUUCCUCUCUCGACAUUUGUAACAGCCCAUAGCUCCCUGGGUCUGACUCCUGUUGCUGAUUUCAGUAUGCUGCGACGAAAACCAACACGUCUGGAGCUCAAGCUCGAUGACAUUGAAGAGUUUGAGAGCAUUCGGAAGGACCUGGAGACCCGUAAGAAACAGAAGGAAGAUGUAGAAGGUGUAGGAACCAGUGAUGGAGAAGGAGGGGCUGCUGCGCUCAGCAGUGACCCCAAGAGCCGGGAACAAAUGAUAAAUGAUCGAAUUGGUUAUAAACCCCAACCUAAGCCCAACAACCGCACAUCCCAGUUUGGAAACUUUGAGUUUUAGAGAUGGAUUCUCUGGCAUACCAGACCCCUGGAAUGGAAUAAAAUGAUGGCGAAAAUAUAGAACAGAUUUAGAGAAUUAAGUGUGUAAAACCAAGCAGAAUGUUUUCUGUCUCCUGCAGGGAGAAAUAAUGUCUGCGUGAAAUUACUGCUGUUCAACUUUUUUGAUAAGCUAGAAGCCAAAUUCUGGCUGUUUCUGGAAAAUUGGACUGUGGAAAGCUUACCUGAUUUUUGUUUUUAAAAUUAAAUAUAUUUUUGGAAAAAAAUGUGAGACAUCCUUAAAAGUAGUAGCAAUGAAGUCCCCCGCUCUGAGAGGUAAUCGCCAUCAGAGGUGAUGUCCUUGUCUUUACAAAAGGACCCCAAACCCGGACACUUGGAGGUGAUGCCUGGACUUUCACUUCACUUGUUUAUUCAGUAUUUGGUGACUGCCAACCAUCCUGCAAGCAACAGAGAUCCCAGCUGAGUGUGCUCAUGGCUGUAACCCGUACUUGGAAGCCGAGGUAGUCUCAUGAGUUGAAGGCUAGUCUGGGCUACAGAAUAAAGUCUUGUCUCAAAAUGUAAAAAAACAAAAACAAAAACAAAACAAAAACCAAACCAAGACAAAGACCCCUACCCUCAUGGAGAUUGGAUUCUAACAAACAAAUUGUCUGAGUCAAAUCCACUUACAAAGGUUUUAUACAGUGAGGGAAACACGAGCAUUCCCAACAGUACGAGAGGUACUGUAAUCCUUCUUCCCUUGGAACUCGCCUAAGAAUUCUUGCAGCAGGAAUCCAUCUGAAUUCUGGAUAUUUUUGCACCAUGCCCCAUUUUACUAUAAAAUUCAGGGACAGAACCACCAGCUGUGGAAGCCAGAACACCUGGAAUCAAGUUUCAAAGAGACUCCUUAGCUGGGUUUUACCCAGGCUUCUGGAUAGUUCGUGAGUGAUGUAUACGGGAAGGUAGAGAUAAAGGGGAGUGUGUAGUUUCCUCUUCCUGCUCCAUGCUUUUUUUUUUUUUAAACAAAACUUUUAUUCCAGUUUUAUUAAUGACCCCUAAGCCCUGUUAUCUUACUGUCUUAAAAAACAAUAAAACCCGAGACACAGGCUGUA
Messenger RNA from Peromyscus californicus insignis, 1667 nucleotides. RefSeq names its product cell division cycle 26 (gene Cdc26). Gene Ontology annotation, biological process: regulation of mitotic cell cycle; protein K11-linked ubiquitination; anaphase-promoting complex-dependent catabolic process. The transcript has 4 exons. Bases 323 to 583 code for a protein of 86 amino acids. NCBI's taxonomy places the organism in Eukaryota, Metazoa, Chordata, Mammalia, Rodentia, Cricetidae. Gene Ontology annotation, cellular component: anaphase-promoting complex. The record is from RefSeq and is a predicted model, not a curated record.